AUGUCAGUCACAGUAUCCGUCAAUCACAGUAUCCGUCAGUCACAGUAUCUAUCAUUCACAGUGUCCGUCAAUCACAGUAUCUAUCAGUCACAGUAUCUAUCAGUCACAGUAUCCGUCAAUCACAGUAUCUAUCAGUCACAGUAUCCGUCAAUCACAGUAUCUAUCAGUCACAGUAUCUAUCAGUCACAGUAUCUAUCGGUCACAGUAUCCGUCAGUCACAUUAUCUAUCAGUCACAGUAUCUGCCAGUCACAGUAUCUAUCAGUCACAGUAUCCGUCAGUCACAGUAUCCGUCAAUCACAGUAUCUAUCAGUCACGGUAUAUAUCAGUCACAGUAUCCGUCAGUCACAGUAUCCGUCAAUCACAGUAUCUAUCAGUCACAGUAUCCGUCAAUCACAGUAUCUAUCAGUCACAGUAUCUAUCAGUCACAGUAUCCGUCAAUCACAGUAUCUAUCAGUCACAGUAUCCGUCAAUCACAGUAUCUAUCAGUCACAGUAUCUAUCAGUCACAGUAUCUAUCAGUCACAGUAUCCGUCAGUCACAUUAUCUAUCAGUCACAGUAUCCGUCAAUCACAGUAUCUAUCAGUCACAGUAUCCGUCAAUCACAGUAUCUAUCAGUCACAGUAUCCGUCUGUCACAGUAUCCGUCAAUCACAGUAUCCGUCAGUCACAGUAUCCGUCAGUCACAGUUUCCGUCAAUCACAGUAUCUAUCAAUCACAGUAUCUGUCAGUCACAAUAUCCGUCAGUCACAGUACCCGUCAGUCACAGUAUCCGUCAGUCACAGUAUCCGUCAAUCACAGUAUCUAUCAGUCACAGUAUCCGUCUGUCACAGUAUCCGUCAAUCACAGUAUCCGUCAGUCACAGUAUCCGUCAGUCACAGUUUCUGUCAAUCACAGUAUCUAUCAAUCACAGUAUCUGUCAGUCACAAUAUCCGUCAGUCACAGUACCCGUCAGUCACAGUAUCCGUCAGUCACAAGAAGCAUGUCCCCGAAUCCUCAUAGAAACUGGGGUGCUUCGUUCCCCAUUGAUCCCAGUCAGUCAGUCAGUCAGUCAGUCAGUCAGUCACCCGAACUGUACCCCCUGCUUUCGCUGCACCUAGCGCAGGCUGACCAUAUAUGUACCUGA
This is a messenger RNA of Gigantopelta aegis, 1122 nucleotides long. RefSeq lists its product as uncharacterized. The coding region runs from base 1 to 1122 and encodes 373 amino acids. The record is from RefSeq and is a predicted model, not a curated record. Lineage: Eukaryota; Metazoa; Mollusca; Gastropoda; Neomphalida; Peltospiridae. The transcript is spliced from 2 exons.